This is a messenger RNA of Exophiala dermatitidis NIH/UT8656, 2458 nucleotides long. RefSeq lists its product as uncharacterized. The record is from RefSeq and is a predicted model, not a curated record. NCBI's taxonomy places the organism in Eukaryota, Fungi, Ascomycota, Eurotiomycetes, Chaetothyriales, Herpotrichiellaceae. The transcript has a single exon. The coding region runs from base 146 to 1639 and encodes 497 amino acids.
GAUAAAGUAGCAUCAUCCGCGAAGCCUGUAGAGAUUUGGAAUGCAGAGUAACCCUCGGAAAAGGCUAUGAAUGCGAGGUGAGGCCAGGUGUGCAACAAAAAGUGUCCUCAGGAUCCCUUCUUGAUCGUCGCCGCAGUCGAAACGAAUGCGGAGGACAAGGCUGCCGCAGCCUCGUCAAAUCAAUGAUCGUCAUGACAUGUCGACUUUUUUUAACUACGCGAGCAGGCGAACUACCAGGGAUCUUUCUGUUGCCUUUGUAUAUCCAAUAUUUGCAGCAAGGGAGUGCAUUGCAUUUGGGAUACACCAACACUUUCUCCUUCACGGCCGGCGGUCGUUCUCCCUUGGUGCCCGCCGAGGCAUGUCCACGAACCUACUGCAGGGUCGAAGAGCGGUCACUGUCUUCAAACGGAAACCCUGCUCUAGACCUUCUGCCAGGACACGCGCUAGCCAUUCAAUCCGCAACAGUUCCUCUCUAAGCCGCUUCCGAGCAAACGAGCGCGAGCAGAAAAAGCGGCUGGAGGAAAUCCGGCCCGAAAUCUUCUCGCCCGAGCCCAAAUACAGGGACAUCAAUCUUCGACCUGGAACUAGUAGUACGCCCUCAGACCUAUCCGACCUUCGACCACCUGCUUUUGACAAUGUGGAAUACCCCGAGCCCGGCGCCGAUGGAAACAUCUCCAUCCUGCAGCGGCUGCAAUACUACAAGAAGCUAGGAGGAGCACAUUACAGAUUCUACAAGGCAGGACUUGUGCAAGUAUGGCAAAACAACAAAGAAAGACGAAAAGUGUUGAAACGUCUCGGUCCAACAUGGGGGAAACCGAGCAUGUUGCAUAUAUGUGCCAUGCUAGGAAGAGAGUGGGAACCCAAGGACGGCUCGCCUCCGAAGCUCACGAGGAAAGAAUACCAGCUCUGCCUCCACACCUCGCGCGAUAUGCACAGGCUGGGCCCGUUUGCGAUUGUGCUCAUCAUCUUUGGCGAAUGGACACCACUCGUGAUGCCGCUCGCAUUCAUCCCAGAGGUUUGCCACAGGCCCAAAGACAGAAUAAAGCUGGCAGAGAGAUGGUGUAAGCGCGUCGAAUACUUUGGUUCGAGGUUCGACGACAAGGACAAUGGAACAAAACAAACCGCUCCUGAAACCGACGAGAAGACAUCAAUACCAACUAAGUCAGAGCUGCCUGUCCCACUCCAUCGCCGUCUGCUGUGGGGUUAUGCGGCAGACGCGACAUUCCUAGUCAAACCCGCUCGCUUUGUACCGCUUGGGCUGAGUGCAUUUCUCACCCGUCAUGGCCGAGCCCUGAUACCUCGUCAUCACGAGAUCCUCGCGGACACGGUUCUGAUCAUGCGAGAAGGCGGCUUCGGCAAGCUCACCGCCGAGGAUAUUGCCGACUAUUGCAUGAAAUGUGCCUCGCCUCAUUUUUACGACCACGCCAAGCUCGCUUUGAAAGACGGUGUCCAUCCUGCCACGGAGUCCAUGAGGAAACAUAUGGCACCCAUUCUUGAAAAGCAUGCAAGACGAAUGCUCGAUGUUGACUGGACCAGGCUGAACCCGAGUCAUUGGUGGGUCCAAGAAUGCCAUGUCCGGCUGGGAGGCGACCCGGAUGCUCCUGACGCGUGGGUUCGUCCACUGCUAAAGAGUCCUUGACAAUAGUAGCAAGUCAAUCAAAGCCACGAGCCAUACUCGAAAUUUGUCGUUACGCCUGGCCUGUCGUCGUCGUCGCGGAGAGGUUGAACGGAGAGCACUACUGGUCCAAGGGUUCCCGCGACUGUCUUCACCCCAGGCCGGCCAGUCCUUUUUUUGACGGUCGAAGCAGUGAAAUGCGACCGUCCCAUUUGCAUCCAAAUCCUCCAACGAGUAUCCAGCCUCCGUGCUACUACUGUGGUUUUCGGUCUGCUUCUACUUGCUCCAACCAGUGUACCUCGAGAACCAUACCCGUGUAUAUAACUGUUUCUGUGAAGCAUGCGUCUAUCAAGAGAACCAAACGGCUCGAGGAAACCACAAACCCCUGCCCAGCAGACCGACCGUUUCCACUCCAGUUUCCAACGUCCGGCCAAGUUUUCUUCGACACGGAUUGCAGAGCCAAUUUCAACUGAUCAACCGCCUUGUACCUCCAUGUCGUCUCCCGCCGCUCUUCACUAGGACAUUCCAACAAGUGCUCUCGUGGCUCAGCUGCUGCCGAAUUGUCCUCCUCGGCUAUUCUUAAAUCAAAGACGCAACCCUGAAUAGGUUCAUCUAGUAUAGGCUGGGGAUUGGUAUGUAUAUCAUGUAUAUAUAAACUGUACCAUUGGCAAAGGACAUCAGACCUCAUUCAGCUCUUCGUGCGAAUAGAUAAAAUUGCAGUACAGCUUACCUUAGGUCGGUAGUCACUACCUGUAAUUCAGUACCACUUAACCUCUACGUACCGAUACCAUACUACCCCUGUACUAUAUCACGCCCUAUAUUGAAGCCUUUGCACACAAGGAA